CGAACGAGGAGUAUGUGCGUAUUGUCGUAUGUUACUCGACAAUUACGCGAACGCACGUGACAUGCAAUGACAAUUUUGUGUUUGUUUACGUAGUUUUGAAUGAAAACUGUGUAUGAAAUACGUGUAAAAGAUUGUUCUGUUUUAAGUGUGACUUAUUUUAUAGUUUGUUACCACUUCAAGUUUUAUAUUUGGAUUUGAGCGUCAACCAUAUAUGAAGAUGUCAAAUACUUUUACGUCUGGUGAUACAGGAGAGCAAGCUGACGUAAAAGAAAGAAUAUUAGAACGAGACGCUGGCUUCGUGUCGGGCGGCGACGAUGACGACACGUGCUCGGGCCCCGCGCACUCCGACGACUCCGGCGUGCGACUCGCUGACACCGAAUCGAGACUCAAAAGAGAACGCUCCCCAGCGCUCCUCCAGCCACCGAAGAAACGAAUACGAUUAAGCUCGCGAGACGACCUCGCUAGCCCAGAAAGCGAUUCAAACCCAUUCAGACCCUGGUCUUUCGCCGAAGAACCGCAAAGAGAACCAUUAUCCUUAGUGAAAAAGACCAGCGAAACUAGCUUACUAAGACAAAGAAGAAGGCCGCUAGAACCCCCUCCAUCGCCUGUACCACCACCCGAAAGACCAGGACCACCUCGAGUACCCUCACAUCCUGGUGUAGUGGAGUACAAUGAUAAAGUAAAACCUAGAGAGCAAAGAAACUAUAAGAACAUGACGAGAGAAAGGAGGAUAGAGGCCAAUGCAAGGGAGAGGACGCGAGUGCACACUAUAAGCGCUGCCUUCGACACACUCAGAAGAGCGGUUCCCGCUUACAGUCACAAUCAAAAACUCUCCAAAUUAUCCGUCCUUCGGAUAGCUUGCGCGUACAUUGCCGCGUUGUCAGCGGCGAUAGAACCGGAUGCUGAUCUGUCAGCAGCAGUGGAAACUGUAACACAGACGAUACACACAGAGGGUAAGCUUCGGAAAAAGAAAGACGAUCCUUGAAUGGAACAAGGAGCGAUAGUUUGAUACAAUGCCGUCCUUGAAGCCUUCACUUGAAAGGGAUAAGCAGGUUUUGUAAGCGAAUCCGGAGUCCAAAGGAUAUAAGAGAAAAGGCUAAGAGAAGUCAGGACUUCAAAAUUUGUCAUAAUUACAUUUUCUAAUGACUUUUACGAUAUAAACACGCCUUAAAUGAUAAUAGAAAUGAAUUAUGAACUCUUGACUUAAGAUUGAUAAAAUUAGUUACGUCCUUUCGACUGGUAGUACAAAAACGACAAUAAUAUUGGAUGUUAAAAGUUUACUAUUUAUUGGUAUUGUAUAGUCGUUUUGGAAAUUUUUAAGGAUGUAUUUAU
Papilio machaon (common yellow swallowtail) is the source of this 1332-nucleotide messenger RNA. RefSeq names its product protein atonal homolog 8 (gene net). NCBI's taxonomy places the organism in Eukaryota, Metazoa, Arthropoda, Insecta, Lepidoptera, Papilionidae. The record is from RefSeq and is a predicted model, not a curated record. Gene Ontology annotation, molecular function: protein dimerization activity; DNA-binding transcription factor activity. The transcript is spliced from 2 exons. The coding region runs from base 212 to 985 and encodes 257 amino acids.